Molecule: messenger RNA, 1758 nt
Organism: Cordyceps fumosorosea ARSEF 2679
Lineage: Eukaryota; Fungi; Ascomycota; Sordariomycetes; Hypocreales; Cordycipitaceae
Product: rhomboid family protein
Exons: 1
Coding region: 1-1758 (585 amino acids)
Cellular component (GO): membrane
Molecular function (GO): serine-type endopeptidase activity
Source: RefSeq, a predicted model, not a curated record
AUGAAUAUCUUCCUGUGUUCCCGGGCUCGUCCGCUGGCUACUGGUGCGGCGGCCGCCGUCCGAGAAGCAACAAAAAACCUUCGCCACUCGCCGACACUCGGCUUGGCCAGGCCGACCUCGCGAUGGAUAUCGUGCGCCGGUCGCAAGGACUUGCGGCCUAGAUACUGUGGCUACAUGGUAGCUUGGUGUCAGACACCGGCCAUAGCCCAACCACACAGCCGCCGAAGGACCCUAUUCUCGCAUCACGGGAUCCGCGACUACGAACAACUACCAAGCGAGUACCAGGACAAGACCGGACUGCCAUUUCGAAGCAAAGAACUAAGCGAGGCCGAAGUGCAGCGCAUAUUCGGCGCCGACAUGAAAACGGAGCCGGGGAACUAUCUACUACGAGUGCUCCACGGUCGCCGGGUCGCCGGCACGCUCGACGACCCAAUGUACGCCGUCAACACGAGGCAGUUUACCGACGAGCAGGUGGACAGGGCGCUGGCGUAUCUAAGAAAAGUGGCGCCGGUAGAGGAGAUUCGCAACGCGGGUUUGCGUGCCGAGGAUGAGCUGGCCGUAAUUGAGAAGCAAAUGGGCAAAACGGCGCGGGCAGCCGCGGAGGUCCGGCCCAACGAUGACAAAGCGGAGACGGAACGAGAGGUGCCGUAUGUGCAAGAUCCAGUCUACGGACACAGCGUAUUCGACCAGAUACGGGCGACGAAUCGAGCGAAGCAAAAAGCGAGAGAUGUGGCCAAGGAAAAGGAGCGGCUGGAAAGAGAGGAGCGUGAAGGCAUCGUCUCGGGGACGCUGGAGGAGCUUGAUCAAGGGAGUCGCGGCCCCCAGACGAGGGCGAUUACGAACCCCAAGAUCCAGGCAUACUACGAAGCGGCACAAUCAGACCUAUCAGAGCCGCCAGAAAUGUCAGCUUGGGCGAGAAUCCUGCCCAGCGCUGUUGUGACUGCAUUGGUGCUCGGAGUCAUGGCUGCCAUUGGCAUAGUGUACGAGGAGCCGGCCCAGCGCUACCGUCUCUUCCCCGAGAUCUCAACAGCGCAGGCGACCGUGGCGGCGCUCGUGGGCGUCAACGUCCUGGUCUAUCUGGCGUGGAAGGUGCCGCCGCUCUGGAAGCACCUCAACAAGUACUUCAUCGUGUCCGUCGCGACGCCGCGUCCGCUGGCCAUGUUCGCCGCCAUCUUCUCGCACCAGUCGCUCGGCCACCUGCUGGCCAAUAUGGUGCCGCUCAUGGUCAUCGGGCCGGCGCUGCACGCGGAGCUGGGCGGCCGCGCCGACUUCCUGACACUCUUCCUGGCGUGCGGGUCGCUCGGCUUCGUCGGGUCCGUCGCGACGUACGCGUUGCGCGGCAUGCUCGGCACAACGACCAUGGGCGGCUCCGGCGCGACGCUGGGCCUGUGCGCGGCGUACUUUUGGGCGCACCGCUCCGACGGCUUCCGCUUCCUGGGCCUGCCCGAGGGCGGCGUGCACGGCAUCGUGUUCCUGGCGGCCCUGCUGGGCCUGCAGCUCGCGGGCGUGGGCCGGGCGCUGGAGCGCAAGAUUGACCUCGCGAGCCACCUGGCGGGCUUCGCGGCGGGCGUGGCGGGCGUGGAGGCGGUCAGGCGGCGGACAGCGAUGCGCAGCAGGGCGACGGAGGGACGGGACGGGAGGAGCGUCAUUGAAGUCAUGUACUGGCUGAAGCCGGCACUGCAGGCGCAGAUGGAUAGGACGUCGACGACGAGGCAAGCUGCGGAGAAGGAGCAGGCCAAGAGACUGGAAAAGAAGUGA